AUGAAUGCUCCUAAGAAUCCUAGUGAAGAAGAAAGAGAGCCUAUGAUUGACACUGAGAAUGAAGAUCAACUCAUGGAUAAGGAAGAUAAUGAUAGUAUGGAUCAAGAUGUUCAAAAUGAAGAUUUCAAUGAGCAAAUUAACUUUUCUUUGAAUGUUGAUGACCCAGGUAAUUGGGAUAAGAUUGACUAUAAUAUCAGAGACUUUUUGGUUGAAAGAGGUCCUCAAAGAGACCAUGAUUACAAGUUUCCCAAAGAUAGUAGAGGCAGACAUUUUUCUUCCGAACAUUUCUUUCGAUAUUUACCAAACGGUGAGAAGCAAGAUCGGAAUUGGCUAGUGUAUUCAGAAUCUCUAGAUAGAAUAUUUUGCUUUUGCUGCAAGUUGUUUAAGAAGGACGAGCAGAAAAUUAACUUGUGCAACAUAGCUGGUGUAGGAUACAAAGAUUGGAAGAACCUUGGUCGGAGGCUUAAGGGUCAUGAAACAAGUAAUGUGCAUGCUUAUUGUAUGAGUAGAUGGAUUGAAUUGAAAAAGAGACUACAAAAGAAUCAGACAAUUGAUAAAAGCUGGCAAGAACAGAUUACGAAAGAGAAAGAGCAUUGGAGACAAGUAUUACUCAGGAUAAUUGUUGUUGUCAAAAGACUUGCAAAAAAUAAUUUGGCAUUUCGUGGAGAUAGUGAGAAGCUUUAUGUGGAGAAUAAUGGAAUUUUUUUGCAAAUGAUUGAGAUGAUUGCUGAAUUUGAUCUAACAAUGCAAGAGCAUGUUCGACGCAUUCAAAGUCAUGAGACACAUUACCAUUAUCUCAGUCACAGAAUUCAAAAUGAAAUUAUACAAAUGUUAGCAAGUGAGAUAAAACAAUCAAUUGUUACAAGUAUCAGAGAAGCAAAAUACUUUUCCAUUAUUGUGGAUUGCACUCCCGAUGCAAGUCAUGAAGAGCAAAUGUCUCUUGUGUACGUUAAGCCAUUAUCACAGACACAUUGGGAGAGUCAUGUUGAAAGUGUUAAACCAAUAAGAUUUCAAGCUCGUAAAAUAAGAGAUGUUUUAAUUCACUUGGCAGAAGUUAGUGAAGAUCCGAAGACAAAGAGUGAAGCCGAGUCGUUAGCAAUAUUUGAAAUGGAGAACUUUGAAUUCUUGCUUGGCAUGGUUAUUUGGUACAAGUUAUUAUUUUCUAUCAAUACUUUUAGCAAAAUUCUUCAAACUGAAGACAUGCAUAUUGAUUUUGCCAUCACAGAAUUAAAGAAACUUAUUUCUUUUCUUGAGAAUUUUAGAGAAAUUGGGUUUGAUGAGGCCAUGAUUGACACUAAGAAGAUUGCGAAUGAAAUGAAGAUUGAAGCUGUAUUUCAUGAAAAGCGAGUCAUUCGGAGAAAGAGACAAUUUGAUGAAAGUGCUAGUGAAGAUUUUCAAAAAUAUGAAGAACUUUUUGGGUUCUUAUUCGAUGUAGAGAAGUUGAAGUGUUCAGAUAAUGAUAGCUUGAAGAAGUAUUGUGCCAAUCUUGAAACUUCUUUGACACAUGGCGGGAUUUCUGACAUUAAUGGGGAAGAACUAUAUUUAGAAUUGAAACAUCUAAAAGACACUUUACCGGAUGAGGCAAAAAGGGCAAUUGAAGUGUUGAAUUAUUUAAAAGAGAUGGAGAGUUGUUACCCAAAUGCCUGA
Molecule: messenger RNA, 1647 nt
Organism: Rosa rugosa (rugosa rose)
Lineage: Eukaryota; Viridiplantae; Streptophyta; Magnoliopsida; Rosales; Rosaceae
Exons: 3
Coding region: 1-1647 (548 amino acids)
Source: RefSeq, a predicted model, not a curated record